Messenger RNA from Olea europaea var. sylvestris, 1277 nucleotides. RefSeq names its product neutral ceramidase 3-like. NCBI's taxonomy places the organism in Eukaryota, Viridiplantae, Streptophyta, Magnoliopsida, Lamiales, Oleaceae. Gene Ontology annotation, biological process: long-chain fatty acid biosynthetic process; sphingosine biosynthetic process; ceramide catabolic process. The coding region runs from base 186 to 512 and encodes 108 amino acids. The record is from RefSeq and is a predicted model, not a curated record. The transcript is spliced from 2 exons. Gene Ontology annotation, molecular function: N-acylsphingosine amidohydrolase activity. Gene Ontology annotation, cellular component: extracellular region.
UUGAAAGUACACGUAUCAUUGGUGAUAGACAAUUCAAAAAAGCAGUGGAACUUUUCAACAAAGCAUCAGAGCAAUUAAAGGGAAAGGUCGAUUAUCGCCAUACGUACCUGAACUUCUCCAACCUUAAGGUGACAAUUUCUAAACAGGGUGGAGGUACUGAGGUUGUGAAAACUUGUCCAGCUGCAAUGGGGUUUGCAUUUGCUGCUGGUACAACUGAUGGACCUGGUGCUUUUGAUUUUAAGCAAGGAGAUGUCAAGGGGAAUGCAUUUUGGAGGCUGGUAAGGAACUUACUAAAAACACCAAACCAAGAACAAGUUGAUUGUCAACGUCCAAAGCCCAUUCUGCUUGAUACUGGUGAAAUGAAAUUGCCUUAUGAUUGGGCGGUAAGUUACCAUAUUGGUAUUUGUUAUUUUCUGUUAAGGUUUGAUUUUUUUGCAAAUCUUUUAGACAUUUUGCAAAGAAAGCAAAUUGAUAUCCAAAAAGAUCGAUCUCUUCAAUUUUUGUCUCCAUGAGUAAAUACUAAUUAGUAAACUUCUUUUACAUGAUGUAUAAACAGCAUGAGCCUGAAAUGUUAAUAGUUAUGGUUUCGUUGUCUAGAAUUUCUUAAUAGAUAUCACAUAAUUAAGGCUGAUGUUUCAAUAAAUUUUUUUGUCUUAUUGAUAAUUCAAUGAUUGCACCACUCUGAGAUUAUGCUCCUAUUAGGUACAAAUUAAAAUCCAGAUUUUAAUUUAAGUCAAAGUUAAUAACUAAUUUAAUCACACAUUUUACGAGACUCACUACUUUUCAACCAUGCAUUUCAACAACUUUUAUCAAAAUCUACUAAAAAAUUGAUUUUAAUCCCCACCAAUCAAGGUCUAGAUCAUUAGAGUGCAUGAGAACACUAAUUUGAAUAUACAGUCGAAAUAAAACCUUUCAUUUUACUCUCAAAUCAUACAAUUGUAUAUUUCCUUUUUAGUUUCCUAAAAGCAAAAACACUAAUUAUUUAUGAUCAAGGCUGACAAAAUUUAGCAGCUAUUACAUAAUGGGAAAAAAUAGAGUAAGUGGGGAAUGAUUAGAAACAGAAUAGGAGAUAUUGUCAGAUUACUUUAUUCCACAUUAUCUAUAAUUUUAGUGUAGCUGAACUGUUAUUUCAUACUCAGGUGGAACCUAAUAUCAUUUAGAUUAAUUGAGCGUGUUUGGCUAAGUUAAGAAAAUAAAAAUGGAAGUACUCUUUUGGAAAUAAGUUUUUGAAGUAACUCAAAAAACUGACUUCUGAAAUAGCUGCAUAUCUGUCAAAA